This is a messenger RNA of Pelodiscus sinensis (Chinese soft-shelled turtle), 1120 nucleotides long. The record is from RefSeq and is a predicted model, not a curated record. Lineage: Eukaryota; Metazoa; Chordata; Testudines; Trionychidae.
AGCAAAGGAACUUUCCUAAGUCAGAGACUUUAGGACUCGGACCUAGAACCAGAUGGUCCGGAGAAAGAGAAGCAGCCGCCGCCGGAUCUGAGCCAGCCCAGGUGGGCAGCACAGCCCAGAGACCGAGGCAGGAUUUGGAGGCCCCCGCAUCACCUUCGGCAGCUUGAUCCCGCGGCUGGGGGCCCCCCUGCGCUGUCUCCUCCUCCCUGCACUCCCCUUUGCUUUCAUGCAACGCCUGGUGGCCUGGGACCCAGCAUGCCUCCCUAUCCAGCCACCCGCCUUUAAAUCCAUGGAAGUAGCUAAUUUCUACUACGAGGCGGACUGUCUGGCUGCGCUGAGCAAGCUGCACCCGCGGGCGGCAGGGGGCCGCUCCAUGACCGAGCUCACCGUAGGGGACCACGAGAGAGCCAUCGACUUCAGCCCUUACCUGGACCCCUUAGCAGCAUCCCAGGCGCCGCCGCCGCAGCAGCAGCCUCCGCCUGCAGCAGCAGCAGGGGGCAGCUCUGAGCCUCCCUGCAGCAGCGGCGCCAGCCAAGAUUUCCUCUCCGACCUCUUCGCCGAGGACUAUAAAGGCGGCGGCAAGAAGCCCGACUUCACCUACAUCAGCCUGGCCAGGCACUGCCAUCCGGGCGCCGGCCAGGCCCAUAAGCCGGGCGGGCUGCUGCCCUGCUUCCCGUCCCAGAUCGUGGAGACCAAAGUGGAGCCGGUCUUCGAGUCCCUGGACUCUUGCAAAGGGUCCCUGAAGGAAGAAGGGGGCGCCAGGCCGGGCGCAGGGGGCAUGUCCUCCCCUUACGGCAGCACCAUGCGCUCCUCAACCCGUCCGAUUCCUCCAAGUCCGGCGGCGGAGCGGGCUACGCCGGGCCAAGAUGCGCAACCUGGAGACGCAGCACAAAGUUCCGAUUCCUCCAAGUCCGGCGGCGGAGCGGGCUACGCCGGGCCGCUGGGCUCCAAGAACAAGAGCAAGAAGAGCGUGGACAAGCACAGCGAGGAGUACAAGCUUCGCCGGGAGCGGAACAACAUCGCGGUGCGCAAGAGCCGGGACAAGGCCAAGAUGCGCAACCUGGAGACGCAGCACAAAGUGAUGGAACUCACCAGUGACAAUGACCGGCUGCGCAAGCGG